This is a messenger RNA of Cavia porcellus (domestic guinea pig), 4678 nucleotides long. It is a transcript of the gene Lvrn, whose product is annotated as laeverin. The coding region runs from base 716 to 3691 and encodes 991 amino acids. Gene Ontology annotation, molecular function: zinc ion binding; peptide binding; metalloaminopeptidase activity. The record is from RefSeq and is a predicted model, not a curated record. Lineage: Eukaryota; Metazoa; Chordata; Mammalia; Rodentia; Caviidae. Gene Ontology annotation, biological process: proteolysis; peptide catabolic process. The transcript is spliced from 20 exons. Gene Ontology annotation, cellular component: cytoplasm.
CCAGCUCUCUGUCGCCUUCUCCUCCAGCCCAGCUUCUUGAGCUCCAGAAAGACUGCCGGACUCCCGACUUUGCUUCCAGGUUCUGCUUCCCUGACUGGGCGCACGCACCCCGGGCUCACUCAGGAGGCGACUUCGGAGCCACGAUUUUGGCUUCAAAUGUUUGGUGUGACGGCGCGGUCGCCCCUCGCAGUUAUUUGGGAGCGCGUCUCCGCGGGUCCUGGUCCUCCAAGUCCCACCCCAUCCUCUGGCACACGCAGCCCCGGGUGGCGGCCGGGCGAUUGUGUUGCUGAUAGCUCAACGCAGUGGUCUAGGAGUCGAGGUGCUUGGUACCUGAGCCUUCCCCGACAGCACUUGGAACCGGGGUGCCUUUCCUCAAGCUUCAUUAACCCUAACAGCCACGUCGGGCCACGCCAACCCAAGCAGCCCAGCGCGCAGCUAGCUCCCUUCGGACCUGGGGGCGCGUGCCCUGGGGCGCUGGGUCCGCCUCUUCCCCGGCGCAGCGGGCGGGAGGCGGGUGGGUAAAUCGGACCUGGAUCUGAUUAAGCAGGAGAAGGAAGCUAUGGAGCCGCUCUCUCCCGUCUCCGUCCUCCCAGACUGCUGAGCAGAAGCAGUGACACUGUGGGAGAGAAGGGGAGCGGGAUUGGGGGUCCCAUCACAGAGCACCCAGCCCCGGGGGGUCGCGCCGCUGCCUCUCUCUCUCCUUGGACACCUGGCCAUGGGGCCCCCGUCCAGCUCCGGCUUCUACGUGAGCCGCACCGUGGCCUUGCUGCUGGCCGCGCUGGCCGUUGCGCUGCUCCUGGCGCUCCUCAUCCUCGCCGGCCUCUACGGCCACUGCCCGCGCGCCGGGCAGGUAGAGCCCUGCAGCAGCGGGGUCCCGGACGCUGCGCCUUCGCCUCCUCCGGGUGCAGAAGAGCGGGAGCCCACCCCGCAAUCCAGCCCUGCCCCAGAGCCAAAGGUGCCAACCCCCUCGCACGACCAGCGACCCCCUGGACCCUGGGACCAGCUGCGCCUGCCGCCCUGGCUCGAGCCGCUGCACUACGACCUGGAGCUGUGGCCCCGGCUGCGGCCGGACGCGCUCCCCGCGCACAGGCUGCGCUUCACCGGCCGCGCGAACAUCACCGUGCGCUGCGUGGCGGCCACCGCGCGCCUGCUGCUGCACAGCCUGUUCCUGCGCCACGAGCUCCCCGCCGUGCGCGGCCCCCUGUCGCCCGGCGCUCGGGACGCCGCCGCGGGUCGCGUGCCGGUGGACGACGUGUGGUUCGCGGAGGACACGCAGUACAUGGUGCUGGAGCUCGGGGAGGCCCUGCGGCCCGGUGGCCUCUACGAGCUGCAGCUCAGGUUCGCGGGCCCGGUGUUCGAGGAGGCCAGGGAGGGGCUCUUCCUCAACGUCUACACGGACCAGGGAGAGCGCAGAGCCCUGAUAGCAUCUCACAUGGAACCAACAUUUGCCAGGAAUGUUUUCCCUUGUUUUGAUGAGCCAGCUCUUAAGGCAACUUUUAAUAUUACAAUUAUUCAUCAUCCAAGUUACGUGGCCCUUUCCAACAUGCCACAGCUAGGUCAGUAUGACAGAACAGACAUAAAUGGAAGCAACUGGACCGUCACCACCUUCUACACCACGCCCCCCAUGCCAACUUACUUAGUUGCACUGGCCGUAUGUGACUAUGACCAAGUCAACAGAACAGAAAGAGGCAAGGAGAUACGCAUCUGGGCCCGGAAAGAUGCCAUUGCAAAUGGCAAUGCAGAUUUUGCUUUGAACAUCACAGGACCCAUCUUCUCAUUUCUAGAGGAUUUGUUUAAUAUCAGUUACCCUCUUCCAAAAACAGACAUAAUCGCCUUGCCUGUUUUUGACAACCGUGCAAUGGAAAACUGGGGCCUCCUGAUGUUUGAUGAGUCCUUACUGUUGCUGCAGCCAAGCGAUCACCUGACGGAUAAAAAGACCCUCAUCUCCUACAUCGUCUCCCAUGAGAUCGGGCAUCAGUGGUUUGGAAACUUGGUUACCAUGAAUUGGUGGAACAAUAUCUGGCUCAACGAGGGUUUUGCAUCUUAUUUUGAGUUUGGAGUGAUUAACUACUUCAAUCCUAAACUCCCAAGAAAUGAGAUCUUUUUUUCUAACUUUUUACAUGGAGCUCUAAGUGAAGAUCAUGCCCUGGUGUCUAGAGCCGUAUCCAUGAAGGUGGAAAAUUUCACAGAAACAAGUGAAAUAAAUGAACUCUUUGACUCAUUUACUUAUAACAAGGGUGCAUCUAUGGCCCGGAUGCUUUUCAGUUUCCUCAAUGAGCAUUUAUUUAUCAGUGCACUUAAGUCUUAUUUGGAGGCAUUUUCUUAUUCAAAUGCUGAGCAAGAUGAUCUGUGGAGGCAUUUUCAAAUGGCUAUAGAUGACCAGAGUAAAAUUCUUUUGCCAGCAACAGUGAAAAGUAUAAUGGACAGUUGGACACACCAGGGUGGUUUUCCAGUCAUCACUCUGAAUGUGUCCAGUGGUGUCUUGAAACAGGAGCCAUUCUAUCUGGGAAAAGUUGAAAAUCAGACUCUUCUCACCCACAAUGGCACAUGGAUCAUCCCUAUUCUUUGGAUGAAAAAUGGAACUACACAAUCUUUAGUCUGGCUGAAUAAAAGCAGUAAAGUAUUCCCUGAAAUGCAAGUCUCAGAUUCUGAUAAUGACUGGGUGAUUUUAAAUUUGAAUAUGACUGGAUACUAUAGAGUUAAUUAUGAUAAAUUAGGUUGGAAGAAAUUAAAUCAACAGCUUGAAAAGAAUCCUAAGGUUAUUCCUGUUAUUCACAGACUACAGUUGAUUGAUGAUGCCUUUUCCUUAUCUAAAAACAACUAUAUUGAGAUUGAAACAGCACUUGAUUUAACCAAAUACCUUGCUGAAGAAGAUGAAAUCAUAGUCUGGCAUGCAGUCUUGGCAAACUUAAUAACCAGGGAUCUUGUUUCUGAUGUGAACUAUGAUAUGUACCCACUAUUAAAGAAGUAUCUAUUAAAGAGACUAAAGUCAAUAUGGAAUAUUUAUGCAACUAUAAUUCGUGAAAAUGUAGCAGCAUUGCAAGAUGACUAUCUAGCCCUAAUAUCCUUAGAAAAACUUUUUGCAACUGCAUGUGGGUUCGAUCUUGAAGAUUGUCUUCAGCUGUCAAGAGAACUCUUCAGCAAAUGGAUGAACCAUCCAAAGGAGGAAAUACCUUAUCCGAUUAAAAAUGUGAUUUUGUGUUAUGGCAUUGCCUUGGGGAGUGAUAAAGAGUGGGACUUUCUGUUAGAUGUCUACACUAAUACAACAGAAGAAGAGGAAAGAAUUCAACUUGCUUAUGCAAUGAGUUGCAGUAAAGACCCAUGGAUACUUAACAGAUACAUGGACUAUGCCAUCACUGGAUCUCCAUUCACUUUUAAUGAAACAAACGUAAUAGAAGCUGUGGCAGCAUCUGAAGUUGGCCGAUAUAUUGCAAAGGACUUUUUAAUCAGCAAUUGGCAAGGUGUGAGUAAAAGGUAUGGACCACAAUCACUGGUUACUCUGAUAUAUAUAAUAGGGAGAACUGUAAGUACAGAUCUACAGGUCAUGGAGCUGCAGCAGUUUUUCAGUAACAUGUUGGAGGAGCACCAGAGGAUUUCAGUUCAUGCCAAAUUGCAGACCAUAAAGAAUGAAAAUCUCAAAAGCAAAAAGCAAAGUGCCAGGAUAGCUGAGUGGCUUCGGAAAAACAUAUAGCUCAUGGCUGCAUCCAGUAUACCUCUUACAUAUUAUAAUCUCUUUUUGCUCAUGGUUUUGUCUCCCAGUUCUUUGUGAGUCUGACGAACUGCAUGCUUUCUUUGUAUUUCAUCCACAUUCAGGACUUUGGGCAGCAAACCCACAGCAUUUUCUUUAAAUACUGUGUAAAAAGAAAUUUACCGAAGAAAAUCUUUUCUAAUUCUGUUGUGAAGACUGCAGAAUAUUAAAUCAUUGACAUUAAUGAAGAGCACAUUCUUUCUUGAGGAAAAUACACACUCAUAAUACUCUAGGGUUUCUUUAGUUCAGUGUUGAAAGAGUAAUGAGAACACAACAUAACAGUGUGAAGCAACAGAAACCAGAAAAAUAAUCUUCACUAGAAGAUGCGGAAGCCAAAGAAAAGCAAGUUUCAAAGAGGAAAAAUAAACAAUUUUAUGAGCCAUAUUAAGUGCCUUAAAGAUAAGAAAUGUACCAUUUUUCCCUCCUAUGGAAUUUACUAUAUUGAAUGUAUUUUGCGGGUAUGAAUUUGAUGAAAUUAUGAAAUGACAAAUGAUUGUGGGAUUCAUGAGAUGCCAGAGGCAUCACACCGUGGGGAUGAAGGGUGUCACAGAGCUCCUGUGUGUUCAAAGACAGGUGGACUCUCUGCCAGCCAAAGUGUAGAAGAAAAAAUAAUGCUGUCAAAGAACAGCGCUGAUUAUGAGUUAAUCUUUGGGGCAGAGGGGAAUCUUCAAAUGAAGGGAAGUAGAAAUAAAAGGUUAACAAGAGCAUAAUCCUUACAGCUUUGCACUCAGGGGAUUAAGUGUGAAAUGUAGUUUUGUGCAACCAAAUUGAAUCUACUUGUCACGUGGAUCAAUUCAAUUUAAACAGUUUCAUCAAUUGAAAUGUAUGGAAUGAGUUAAAUUUUGUCACACUUGAUUAAAACAGGACCACUGAGACAAAUCAUUCCUACUGACUUUGUAUAUACAAUUAAAUCCUUCCUUUUUUUCUUUA